AUGUCAGACGAGAAGAUGAGAUCCUCUGUAGAGGCGUCGCGCGACACAGCCCUGCCUGUGCUCCCGACUGUCAACCCAGAGGCGCAGAAGCCCCAGCCCGAGGCGCCAUCUUUCCAUCCUGCAGUAUACAUUGCAACAUGGAUCACUCUCAGUUCCAGCACAAUCGUCUUCAACAAGUACAUCCUAGAUACAGCCAAGUUCCACUUUCCCAUUUUCCUGACAACAUGGCAUUUGGUAUUUGCGACCGUUAUGACCCAGAUCCUCGCCCGCUUUACCACCGUCCUCGACUCGAGGAAAAAGGUGCCCAUGACCGGACGCGUAUACCUGCGAGCCAUCGUUCCCAUCGGUAUCUUCUUCAGUAUGAGCUUGAUCUGCGGUAACCAGGCAUACCUCUACCUGAGUGUGGCUUUUAUCCAGAUGCUCAAGGCUACUAUGCCCGUUGCCGUCCUUCUCACCACCUGGGGUCUUGGAGUUGCGCCUGUCAACCUGAAGACGCUCGGAAACGUGUCCUUCAUCGUUAUUGGUGUCGUCAUUGCCUCCAUGGGAGAGAUUCAAUUCGUCAUGAUCGGUUUCCUCUUCCAGUGCGCUGGUAUCGUUUUCGAGGCUGUCCGUCUGGUCAUGGUUCAGCGCCUGCUCAGCGGUGCCGAUUUCAAGAUGGACCCGCUCGUCUCCCUCUACUACUACGCCCCUGCUUGCGCUGUCAUCAACGGAUUCAUCUUGCUCUUCACCGAGCUUCCCCAGAUGACCAUGGCUGAUGUGGACCGUGUUGGUCUUAUGACUCUGUUGGCCAACGCAUCUGUUGCUUUCCUGCUCAACGUCUCGGUCGUUUUCUUGAUUGGCAAGACCUCCUCGCUCGUCCUUACCCUUUCCGGUGUACUCAAGGACAUCCUCCUCGUCUUUGCCUCCAUGUUCCUCUUCAAGGACCCCGUCACCCCUCUCCAGGCUUUCGGUUACGCUAUUGCGCUUGGUGGUCUUGUGUACUACAAGCUCGGCGGAGAGAAGUUGAAGGAGUACCUCGGCCAGGGCAGCAUGAAGUGGCAGGAGUUUGGCCACACCAGACCCGUUCUCCGCAAGUUGAUGGUCUUCGCUGCUGUUGUCAUCGGCAUGUUCCUCGUUCUUGGUUCUCUCGGACCCCGCUACGCUCCCGACUCGACCAACCAGGUCUACAACGGUAUCGGCAAGCUCAUCGGCGACAAGGCUACUAAGCGGCAUGCAUGCUGGGCCACUUCGCUCCUGCCGGGUGGAGUUUUCGAGUUCUCGCUUCGCACGGGCCACACCACGCCAAGGAGCUCUUUCCUGCCAAAUUCGAUUUCACGAACUUCGCUCUCUCCCUCAGUCGUUACUAACCCACAGCACAACACGCUCAAAAUCAGUCAAGAUGGGAAUCGACCUCGACCGCCACCAUGUUCGAGACGGGCACCGCAGUAUACGCAACAUGAAGCCUUCGAGAGAAGAGAGAUUGACGAGUAUACAGAGGUCCCUAAGUCCACCAACCCCUACGUCAGGCUGUUGGUGCGCCUGUACAAGUUCCUGGCUCGCCGUACCGAUGCCAACUUCAACAAGACCGUUCUGCGACGCCUCAUGAUGUCGAAGACCAACCGUCCCCCGGUCUCUGUCUCCAAGAUCGUCGCCAACGCUGCCAACAAGCACUCCGCCAAGGAGCACGAGGGCAAGACCGUCGUUGUCGUCGGUACCGUCACUGACGACAACCGCAUGCUCGAGGUCCCCAAGCUCUCCGUUGCGGCUCUCCGCUUCACCGCCUCUGCCCGCGCCCGCAUCGAGAAGGCCGGUGGUGAGUGCCUCACCAUCGACGAGGUCGCUACCCGCUUCCCCACUGGAUCCAACACCCUCCUUCUCCGUGGACCCAAGAACGCCCGUGAGGCCUUCAAGCACUUCGGCUUCGGUCCCCACUCCCACAAGAAGCCUUACGUCGAGAGCAAGGGUCGCAAGUUCGAGCGUGCCCGUGGACGCAGAAGGUCGCGUGGUUUCAAGGUUUAA
Messenger RNA from Alternaria burnsii, 1998 nucleotides. RefSeq names its product tpt-domain-containing protein. NCBI's taxonomy places the organism in Eukaryota, Fungi, Ascomycota, Dothideomycetes, Pleosporales, Pleosporaceae. Gene Ontology annotation, molecular function: RNA binding; structural constituent of ribosome. Gene Ontology annotation, cellular component: cytosolic large ribosomal subunit; ribosome. Bases 1 to 1998 code for a protein of 665 amino acids. The record is from RefSeq and is a predicted model, not a curated record. The transcript is spliced from 10 exons. Gene Ontology annotation, biological process: translation.